ACGAGGAGUUUUUUUUCUUUUUGGUAAAAAGGAAUGAUGAGGAGUUGGGGGCACACCACUGCUUGGUUUUACCACACUGCUCAUCAAACCUCUCUAAGUACUCUUGGAGCCUUAGAUCCUAUCACCUCAUUCCUUGUUUUCUACCCAAGCCCUCGUAAUUUCUAAUUCCAACCACAGCCUCUUAUCACUGCCCUUCUAUCAGUCUUCUAGUGGUAGGACCCCUAGAUCUUCCUAUUUAUACCAUUUCCUCCAUUCUGGCAUUUAACCACAGUUACCCAUUCUUCCUUCCCAUUUUCCUAGUCUUGAUGGCUCUCCUCCUCCUCCCAUCACUUCUCCUCCUCUCGCUUCAUGGGGGCAAUGCUCAGCCAUCCCCUGGAUACUACCCAAGCCACAGGUUUAGGCCUCUGAGGUUUUAUCAUGGGUUCAACAAUCUUUGGGGUCCUCAGCAUCAGUAUGUCUCCAGAGACCAGUCCACAGUGACCAUCUGGCUCGAUAGGAACUCAGGAAGUGGAUUUAAGUCAAAUCGCCCAUUUCGGAACGGAUAUUUUAGCACUUCAAUCCAGCUCCAGCGUGGCUACACUGCAGGAGUGAUCACUGCCUUCUACCUUUCAAACAAUGAAGCGCACCCGGGGUUCCAUGACGAAGUGGACAUGGAGUUCCUGGGGACGAUGCCCGGCAAGCCAUAUACCUUGCAGACUAAUGUGUACAUCAGGGGGAGUGGGGAUGGGAGGAUCAUUGGUAGGGAGAUGAAGUUUCAUUUGUGGUUCGAUCCCACCGCCGGAUUCCACAACUAUGCCAUACUUUGGAGUUCAAGAGAGAUCAUAUUCUUUGUAGAUGAUGUACCAAUUCGCCGGUACCCAAGAAAGAGUGAGUACACAUUCCCUCUACGGCCCAUGUGGUUGUACGGCUCCAUCUGGGACGCAUCUUCCUGGGCCACCGACGACGGCAAAUACAAAGCCGACUAUCGCUAUCAGCCGUUCGUCGCAAGGUUCACGCGGUUCAUCGUCCGUGGUUGCACUGCCUACGCCUCGCCCCGAUGCCGCCCGGUGCGCUCCUCACCGUUCGGCGUCGGGCUCAGCUCACGGCAGACCCUGGCCAUGCGGUGGGCCCAGAAGCACUACAUGGUCUACAACUACUGCUGGGAUCCCAAGAGGGACCACUCCCUGACGCCUGAGUGUUGGAGCUGACCCAAUUCAUCUCCUCUACUCUCUUGCCUAAAUCUAAACGUAUUUUUUUCUUCUUUUUCUAAGGGAUAGGAUUCUUGUCCUUUGUAAUUUAUCCCAAGGAAGAGCUGCCCUGCUCUCGAAUACUAGGAGUUGAGGCAUGUGUACCCUUAAUUUUCUGCUCUUAUUAAAGCUUGCAUAUCGCGCACCUAAUA
This is a messenger RNA of Elaeis guineensis (African oil palm), 1378 nucleotides long. Its product is annotated as probable xyloglucan endotransglucosylase/hydrolase protein 32. Lineage: Eukaryota; Viridiplantae; Streptophyta; Magnoliopsida; Arecales; Arecaceae. Gene Ontology annotation, molecular function: hydrolase activity, hydrolyzing O-glycosyl compounds; xyloglucan:xyloglucosyl transferase activity. The record is from RefSeq and is a predicted model, not a curated record. Gene Ontology annotation, cellular component: cell wall; apoplast. Gene Ontology annotation, biological process: xyloglucan metabolic process; cell wall biogenesis.